GUUUUAACUAACCAGUUUCUCUUCCUUUCUAGGUAUCUAGUAGAUAGUCGCUGGUUCAAACAGUGGAAAAAAUAUGUUGGCUUUGACAGUUGGGAUAAAUACCAGAUGGGAGAUCAAAAUGUCUAUCCCGGACCCAUCGAUAACUCUGGACUUCUCAAAGAUGGCGAUGCCCAGUCACUUAAGGAGCACCUUAUUGAUGAGUUGGAUUAUAUACUGUUGCCAACUGAGGGCUGGAAUAAACUCGUCAGCUGGUACACGCUGAUGGAAGGCCAAGAGCCAAUAGCAAGAAAGGUGGUAGAGCAGGGUAUGUUUGUGAAGCACUGCAAAGUAGAAGUCUAUCUCACAGAAUUGAAGCUCUGUGAAAAUGGAAACAUGAACAACGUGGUAACUCGGAGAUUUAGCAAAGCGGACACAAUAGAUACAAUUGAAAAGGAAAUAAGAAAAAUCUUCAAUAUUCCAGAUGAAAAGGAGACUAGAUUGUGGAACAAGUAUAUGAGUAAUACAUUUGAGCCGCUGAAUAAACCAGAUAGCACCAUUCAGGAUGCUGGCUUAUAUCAAGGACAGGUGUUAGUGAUAGAACAAAAAAAUGAAGACGGGACGUGGCCAAGGGGUCCUUCUGCUCCUAAGUCCCCAGGUGCAUCCAAUUUUUCAGCUUUACCAAAGAUCUCUCCUUCAUCUCUGUCAAAUAAUUAUAACAACAUCAACAGCAGAAAUGUGAAAAACUCAAAUUACUGUCUCCCAUCAUACACUGCUUAUAAGAACUAUGAUUAUUCAGAACCUGGAAGAAACAAUGAACAGCCUGGCCUCUGUGGCUUAAGUAACUUGGGAAAUACGUGUUUCAUGAACUCAGCUAUUCAGUGUUUGAGCAACACACCUCCACUUACUGAGUAUUUCCUCAAUGAUAAGUACCAAGAAGAACUGAACUUUGACAAUCCCUUAGGAAUGAGAGGGGAAAUAGCUAAGUCGUAUGCUGAACUGAUCAAGCAGAUGUGGUCUGGAAAGUUUAGCUACGUCACUCCUAGAGCAUUUAAGACACAGGUAGGACGUUUUGCACCUCAGUUCUCUGGAUAUCAACAGCAAGACUGCCAAGAACUGUUAGCUUUUCUGUUAGAUGGACUCCAUGAGGAUUUGAAUAGAAUUAGGAAGAAACCAUAUAUUCAGUUAAAAGAUGCCGAUGGCAGGCCAGACAAGGUGGUUGCUGAGGAAGCCUGGGAAAACCACUUGAAAAGAAACGAUUCUAUCAUAGUAGAUAUAUUCCAUGGCCUUUUCAAAUCUACUCUAGUGUGUCCUGAGUGUGCUAAGAUCUCGGUGACCUUUGACCCUUUUUGUUACUUGACACUUCCAUUGCCCAUGAAAAAGGAGCGGAGCCUGGAAGUUUACUUAGUGAGGACGGAUCCACUUGUGAGGCCUAUGCAAUACAAAGUUAUUGUGCCCAAAAUUGGAAAUAUACUAGAUCUUUGUACAGCAUUGUCGGCUCUAUCGGGAGUGCCUGCAGAGAAGAUGAUAGUCACUGACAUAUACAAUCAUAGAUUUCACAGGAUAUUUGCCAUGGAUGAAAACCUCAGUAGUAUUAUGGAGCGGGAUGACAUUUACGUGUUUGAAAUUAACAUCAACAGGACAGAAGACACGGAACAUGUGGUUAUUCCUGUUUGCCUAAGAGAAAAAUUCAGACACUCAAGUUACACCCACCAUACUGGCUCUUCACUGUUCGGUCAGCCUUUUCUUAUGGCUGUACCACGAAACAAUACUGAAGAUAAACUCUAUAAUCUCCUACUCUUGAGAAUGUGCCGGUAUGUCAAAAUGUCUACUGAAACCGAGGAAACUGAUGGGCCCCUGCGUUGCUGUGAGGACCAGAAUAUUAAUGGGAACGGCCCAAACGGCAUACAUGAAGAAGGCUCACCAAGUGAGAUGGAGACAGAUGAACCCGACGACGAGUCCAGUCAGGACCAAGAGCUUCCUUCAGAGAAUGAGAACAGUCAGUCUGAAGAUUCGGUUGGAGGAGAUAAUGACUCUGAAAACGGAUUGUGCACUGAAGAAACUUGCAAAGGCCAACUCACGGGACACAAAAAGCGACUGUUUACAUUCCAGUUCAUCAAUUUAGGCAAUACUGAUAUCAACUACAUCAAAGAUGACACCAGGCAGAUAAGAUUUGACGAUAGGCAGCUUCGGCUCGAUGAAAGGUCUUUCCUGGCUUUGGACUGGGAUCCUGAUUUGAAAAGGAGGUACUUCGAUGAGAAUGCCGCUGAGGAUUUUGAAAAACAUGAAAGUGUGGAAUAUAAACCUCCAAAAAAACCCUUUGUGAAAUUGAAAGACUGCAUUGAGCUUUUUACAACAAAAGAAAAACUCGGUGCUGAAGACCCCUGGUAUUGUCCAAAUUGUAAAGAACAUCAGCAAGCCACAAAGAAAUUAGAUUUAUGGUCCCUGCCUCCAGUACUUGUGGUGCAUCUCAAGCGGUUUUCUUAUAGUCGAUACAUGAGAGACAAGUUAGAUACUUUAGUUGAUUUUCCCAUCAAUGACUUGGAUAUGUCAGAAUUCCUAAUUAAUCCAAACGCAGGCCCUUGCCGCUAUAAUUUGAUUGCUGUUUCCAACCACUAUGGAGGGAUGGGAGGUGGUCAUUAUACUGCUUUUGCAAAAAAUAAAGAUGAUGGAAAAUGGUACUAUUUCGAUGACAGCAGUGUCUCCACUGCAUCCGAAGAACAAAUUGUGUCCAAAGCAGCGUACGUCCUCUUCUACCAGAGACAGGACACUUUCCGUGGGACGGGCUUCUUCCCUCUGGACCGAGAGACGAAAGGUGCUUCAGCCGCCACGGGCGUCCCCCUGGAAAGUGACGACGAAGACGACAGCAAUGACAAUGACAAUGACCUAGAGAAUGAAAACUGUAUGCACACUAACUAACGCCAGCCCAGGAGCCAUAGAGAGACCUUCCUGCUGGUGGUGGCCAUGGCAGUGGAUUCUCCACCACAUUAAAGCCCACGUCUGAGAUGAGGAGUCUCAGAUAACCGAAUGUAAAUCCUUGAUCAGAUUUUAACUUGUGCAGUACUUGAAGUGAAACACAAUGAAAACUUUAACAGAAAUUGUCUCUUAAUACAUUUACAGUCUUGUAUUUACAAGCUAAAUAUAUAUAGGAAAUCACAAAUAAAUCCCUUUUAAGUUUG
This is a messenger RNA of Peromyscus maniculatus bairdii (prairie deer mouse), 3155 nucleotides long. The record is from RefSeq and is a predicted model, not a curated record. NCBI's taxonomy places the organism in Eukaryota, Metazoa, Chordata, Mammalia, Rodentia, Cricetidae.